CGGGCGUCCACCGAAAGCGGUGCUGUGCUGUGCUGGGUGGAGCGGCGUUGAGCGGUGCUGGGUUGCCAAUGCAUUCUUAUGAAGUACCGUCCACUAAAGCUGGGGCGCUGUGCGGCGAGACAAGCUAUGUCGUGCGGGGCCGCAUGACUUCGCUUUGUGUUCGAUUGACGCUGUGCGGAGACGGGCAAACUCGUUUUGUUUUUUUUUUAUUAAUUACGAUAAAAAUGGAACAAUUCAUUGAAACUGUGAGAUUAAAUCCUUGCCUAUGGAAAGUAGAUGAAAAGAACUAUAAAAGUCAAGACGCACGUGAUAUUGUCUGGGAAGAAGUCUCAAAAAAGUGCAAUAUAACAGACGGAAAAGAGGCUAAACGGGUAUGGAAAAAGUUAAGGGAUUCUUUCAGGGACGCUUUAAAAAGGCAAAAUGAAUGUAAAAGUGGGGACGCAGCACCUGCGGUAAAACGGUUGUGGGUAUACCAAAAACAAAUGGAAUUUUUGAUUCCAUAUAUGACCAACCGAAAAAGAUGUUCCAACGUAGCUGACACGCAAUCAUCAAACGAAAAUACAAUGGAAACAUGGCCACAUGAAGAAAUACAAACUCAAAACGAACAAUCACACAGUGACUUUGAACACACGGUAGUGACUGACGAAGAAACUCAAAUAAGUAGUAGAGAAACCCAAGAGAAAAAUCCUGAGUUUAUAGAGCCUGUUAAGAAGAAAAAAAGUCAAUGGCAAAAAAACGUUGUAUCGAUAAUGAAACAACAAGCUGAAAAAAGGGAGGCUAGGGCUGCUGAGCGAGACGCUCAAAGAAAAGAAUUUGAACAAAAAUUGCGGUCGAAUGAUCCUCUUAAGGAAUUUUUCAACAGUAGGUAUUUAACAACAGCUGCUAUGCCUCCACAUUUACAAGUUUCCAUUAAGCGAAAAAUAUUUGAUGCUGUUACUGAGGCGGAACUGAUGAAUAGGCAUAAGCAGCUUAGCACUUUUAGCAACUGCGUUUUUAAGCGUUAUGGAUCAAAAUAUUAUAGAUGUGAAUAA
Anthonomus grandis grandis is the source of this 1031-nucleotide messenger RNA. RefSeq lists its product as uncharacterized. The coding region runs from base 69 to 1031 and encodes 320 amino acids. The record is from RefSeq and is a predicted model, not a curated record. NCBI's taxonomy places the organism in Eukaryota, Metazoa, Arthropoda, Insecta, Coleoptera, Curculionidae. Gene Ontology annotation, biological process: regulation of transcription by RNA polymerase II. Gene Ontology annotation, cellular component: nucleus; transcription regulator complex. The transcript is spliced from 3 exons.